Priceomyces carsonii is the source of this 1713-nucleotide messenger RNA. RefSeq lists its product as uncharacterized. Gene Ontology annotation, biological process: transmembrane transport. Gene Ontology annotation, molecular function: transmembrane transporter activity. Gene Ontology annotation, cellular component: membrane. The coding region runs from base 1 to 1713 and encodes 570 amino acids. The transcript has a single exon. Lineage: Eukaryota; Fungi; Ascomycota; Pichiomycetes; Serinales; Debaryomycetaceae. The record is from RefSeq and is a predicted model, not a curated record.
AUGGAAGACAAAAAUUUAAGUGCUGUCACCUCAAGUGGUGUACAUCCGGUGGUGUCUAAUGUUAAUGUGGACAACUUACAUAUUAAGUCUGUCCUUUCUAAUAAGGAUAUCACUAUUAAUGUGGAUCAUCAAAUAGAUAAUGAUGAGGCCAUGAUCUUAGCAUUAGGAUAUAAGCAAGAGUUUAAAAGAGAAUUUUCGCUUUGGAGUAUAUUUUCGGUUUCAUUCCUGACGUUAGGACUCUUGCCUUCUAUCGCCGCUACGUUUGACUAUCAACAACUAGUGGUUGGUAUAAGUCCUGUUCCGUGGUUGAUUGGUCUUUUUUUUGUCACCUCCGUGGCAUAUUCGUUGGCCGAAACCGCUAGUGCAUUUCCCACGUCUGCUGGAACACCGUAUGCAGUCUCUCAGUUAGCUCCAAAAAGAGUGGCUCCUCUCUUCACUUGGUUGUGUGCUUAUUCAAACUGGUUUUGUCAGAUUACGGGAUCUCCCCUGGUUAAUUAUAGCUGUGCAUGCUUAAUAUUGGCUUUGAAAUCUUAUAAUGUCGAAAGCUACGUUCCUACUAAUGGGCAGAUAUAUGGUUUGACAUUGGGUAUCCAAGUUGUGGAUGGUAUUAUCUCAAGUUUGCCUACUAUCUGGAAUGCUCGAUUCAAUUCAAUGGGCACUGUGAUUAACAUGUUAUUUUUAAUUAUCGUGUUCGUGUUAAUAUUGGGUGGUAAUUCCAGGGAAGACAUGAGCAAAGGUAUACCAAAGUUUAACGAUAAUGGAAAGGCCUGGGGCUUAGACAAUCAAACAGAAUUUCCGACUGGAAUGGCGUUUCUUAUGUCCUUCUUGGGUGUAAUAUGGGCGAUGUCUGGAUAUGAUAGUCCGUUUCAUUUAAGUGAAGAAUGUUCAAAUGCAGCCGUAGCAGCACCUAAGGCUAUUGUCUUGACGUCAACAUUUGGUGGUCUUGUUGGAUUCUUAUUUAUGAUUGCAAUUGCCUACACAGUCGUUGACAUCGACACUAUCGCUGCAGACCCACAGGGAUUAGGUCAACCUUUUAUCACUUACUUGACACAGAUUAUGAGUAAGAACAUGGUUAAUGCAGCAGCUGCAUUGACAGUUAUAUCAUCUUUCUUUAUGGGCCAAUCGUGUCUGUUGUCAGCUUCACGUGUCACAUACGCCUACUCUCGAGAUGGCCUUUUUCCAUUUUCAAGGUUCUGGAAGAUUGUAAAUCCUAUAACUCAAACUCCUAUUAAUGCAGUUUGGUUCAAUUGGGUCAUUGGACAGUUACUUUUAUUAUUAAUUUUUGCAGGUGACACUGCUAUUGGUGCUAUUUUCUCCGUUGGUGGUAUUGCAGGAUUUGUUUCAUUUACUUUGCCCACUCUUUUCAAAAUUACCUAUGCUCGUAAUACCUUCAAGCCGGGACCUUGGAAUUUAGGCAGGUUCUCCCAACCUAUUGGAUUUGUAUCUGUGAUUUUCGUUACGGUGAUGAUUCCCGUCUUAUGCUUCCCAUACGUUGCAGGUAAAGAUUUGACUCCGGACGAAAUGAAUUGGACAGUAGUCGUUUUCUUCGGACCAUUGUUAAUUGUCUUUAUAUGGUUUAUUGUGGAUGCACAUAAAUGGUACAAAGGACCGAAAUGUAACAUUGAUGAAGCUGAUAUAGUUUACGGCAACAGUCACGUUCUUGAAGGUGUUGAGCAAGGCGAAUAUAAUGAUCAAUCAGAGGAGAAAGUAUAA